GUUUUGUCGAAUGUAAGUAACAAAUAACUAAAUAAAUUUGAUAAUUCGAUUCGAACUUUGGUUUAUUUGCAAUUAAAUCGGAAUGCGUUUGUUUAUCAUCAUUGCGAUUGCUUGAUCCAGUUCUAUUAAUAAUUAGAUCGUUGCAUAUUAUAGCAGAUCGCAAAAGUUGGCAAUGUUUCUAUAAUUAAUUGCAGCUCACGCCGCGCUGCCAAUUCACCGAAUUAGCUGACCGCUGCAAACGCGCAGAGUGCAGAAAUGCAAACGAUUUAUCGCCGUAAUCGAUCGGCUAAUUGAUUCGGCAAUUAAUUCGAACGUUAUCUGUUUAUAAUUGCUUAAUUUCGGUUAGAUAAUUGUUGAGAAUUGCGCGUGAUGAAGUCCGGCAACGGUGCGUGCAGCGAUCGAUGCGCAUGCGCGUUACCACGGCGUCCCGAGGCGUACCGGCUGCUGCCAAACCGUCGCCAUUUGCAAGCGUCAAUUUGUGCGUUGUACGUCGUCCGUUGAGCGGCGUCCGUUUUGUGCAUCGAAGGUACCAAAUUAGCAUCCAAAAUUACGGCCAACGUGGAAAUAAAGUUUUUCGAGCAAUUAAGGUCCCCGUUCAAGGGUUGAGGGCGAGAGAAAGAGAAAGAAAGGUACCGGGAGAGAGAGAUAGAGCGAGCGAGCGAUCGGUGUUUUAUAGUAGGGAGGAGAGAUAGAGGGAGCGAAAGAGAGAGAUUCGUUGUUGCGAAAGAAAUCGGAAAGGGCAAUAGGCAAUAUGACUGGUGCUGACGACGAACUAAUGCGAGUUUCAGGCGAGGCCAUGCCGGGUUUUGGCAGUGCGGGAACGUACAAAAUAUUUAUCGGCAACCUACCGGAGAAAACGGCCAUCACCGAUAUUAGGCCGCUGUUCGAGAAAUACGGGAAGGUGGUGGAAUGCGACGUGGUGAAGAAUUACGGGUUCGUCCACAUGGAGAGCGAGUCGGUGGGACGCGAGGCGAUUCAAAAUUUGAACGGAUACAUUCUGAACGGCCAGCCGAUGAAGUGCGAGGCGGCGAAGAGUCGCAAGGUGCCGACCACGCCGACGACAAAGAUAUUCGUCGGGAAUCUGACGGACAACACGAAGGCGCCCCAAAUCCGCGAGCUCUUCAAAAAGUUCGGCAGCGUCGUCGAGUGCGACAUCGUCCGGAACUACGGGUUCGUGCACCUCGAGUCUACCGGUGACGUGAACGAGGCCAUUAAAGAACUGAACGGCACCCUCGUCGACGGGCAACCGAUGAAGGUCCAAGUAUCGACGAGCCGCGUCCGCCAGCGUCCGGGCAUGGGGGACCCCGAGCAGUGUUAUCGCUGCGGUCGCGGUGGCCACUGGUCCAAAGAGUGCCCAAAGGGCAUGGGACCAGACCGAUUCCGGGACCGAAUGUUCGGCCGCGACCCGUACCCACCGCCGCCGCCCCCGCCCUUCCUGCGCGACCGGAUGAUGGGUCGCUUUGGGGAUGGUUACGACAGUUACUAUGACAGGAGGUACGAUGACUCGCGCGAUUUGUUCGAGCGCCGCUACUCUGGCAUGCCACCGCGUGGUGAAAUGGGAAUGCGAGGAGGAAGAGGUGACUUCCUGCCGCCACCGAUGCCACGCAGGGAACCUCUACCACCGAUGCCUUCAAUCGGUCUUCGCGGACCACCGUCCAGCAUGAGCGGAGGCAUACGGGACUCCGGCUUCUCCAGGAGCGGAGAUUACGGAAUGUUCAGCCGACGCUCGCCGCCUCCAAGUGCCUUGCAGGGAUCGCGAAUGAGCAGAAUGUACGAAGACUUUAGUAGGGAUUCAUUUGACGACAGAAGGCCUGGAAUGAGAGGACCAUCGCCGUCUCGUCGCUAUACCCCAUACUAGAUAGAAAUGAAGAUGUGAUCGAAGGAGGAUAACAGUUAGGGAGCGGAGAGGUGUGAGAGAGAGGGGAGCGGCGCUUUAUUAUUUGUAUUAUCUACCCCCGAUAUAUCUGAUUUAGUUGGUAUAAGCGACAUUCUAUUAAUUUCCUUUUACAUAUUUUCUUAUUUAUCGCACUCGGCUGAUAGAUUUGUGGCCGACGAUCGGCGGCCCUCUCCAACUAUUAAUUAUUAUUAUAUUUUUUUUCUAUUUUAACGCACAUCCCGUGUUUGCGUUGUAUUAUUUUUCGUUAUAAGUUUCUCGCCGAUAACAUUUAGAUUAUUUAGUUUUUUUUUAUGUUUAUGUUUUUUCUUUCUUGUUCACCGAUGACCAUAUACUAUGUUACAUAUUAAUUUCUGUAUAAAAAAAAAAGAAGUAGUAGCGGAAGGCCGCUGCUGACGAGACGUAUGCUGCUCCGUGUACGAGAGGAGAGGAAUUUGCGAAAGCGAAAAGGAACAAAAAAAAAAUGAGUGGAUAAUUAGUAAUAAUAUUGAUGAUUUGUAUUUUUUAAUCUGUCCAGACGAAAGGAUGAUGACUUGUAUUUGUAACGAGUGGUAAACGAGAUGUGUUUUUUAUAUAUGACAAUUUAAGACGAAGAGAACCAAACUGCAACAACAACAA
Molecule: messenger RNA, 2512 nt
Organism: Nicrophorus vespilloides
Lineage: Eukaryota; Metazoa; Arthropoda; Insecta; Coleoptera; Silphidae
Gene: lark
Product: RNA-binding protein lark
Exons: 4
Coding region: 752-1858 (368 amino acids)
Cellular component (GO): cytosol
Molecular function (GO): zinc ion binding; mRNA binding
Source: RefSeq, a predicted model, not a curated record